This is a messenger RNA of Hibiscus syriacus, 577 nucleotides long. RefSeq lists its product as uncharacterized. Bases 76 to 459 code for a protein of 127 amino acids. The transcript has a single exon. The record is from RefSeq and is a predicted model, not a curated record. Lineage: Eukaryota; Viridiplantae; Streptophyta; Magnoliopsida; Malvales; Malvaceae.
UUCUCACUUGUCAGCUGCUCUUGAAAUUUCUCCCAAUUCCAGAAUCCCUAAUUUUCUUCUUCUCCAUAAUUCUUGAUGGCUAAUCAUCUUCUUGCUUUUCGCCCCACCGGAUUCAACGCCUUUGCUGUUCCCGGCCACCUUAAACCUCACUCCGACCGCCGGAAGAGUACCGUGCCGUCUUCCUCGACCUGGUGGUUUGCGCCGCUGUUUGGAGUGUCAUCCGAUCCCGAUUACAUUGAUUCCGAAAACGAGCCGAGGAAAACAAGACGAGGCGAAUUGGAAACGGACGCGGGACAAAAAUCGACGAGAGCAAGGUUUCCUCCGGGUCGAUUCACGGAAGACAAGGCCAGGCAACUCCGUAUGAUGACUACCACAACGUCAUCGUUUCACGACGUUAUGUACCAUUCAGCUAUCGCUUCCCGACUCGCUUCCGAUUUCAAGGAUCAUUCUGCUCCGUGACUGGCGAUUCAGUGCUAUAUUUUGAACCUCUCUUUUUCAUGGUUGAAAUAUAAAUUGUAUGUCCUUCUCUCUCCCUCCCUCUCUCGCUCUGUUUUAAGGGAUGAAAGAAUUUGUUUAA